AUGUCUCCCUCUACUACUUCUUUCUCAACCUCUCCAUUGAUGUUUCAAGAUUUUCUAAGAAAUUUCCAUUCGAGGAAGCUAUUACUACACACUCCUCUAUAUCAUUCAUCUCCAGACACUGCGGAUCCACCUGGCCAUGAGCUUCAUGGGUUAUCGAAACCCUAUCCCACCGAAAAUAGCUUUGACGCGAAUGUGGUGAUGAUUCUUUCAGUCCUCUUAUGUGCUUUAAUUUGUGCAUUAGGGCUUAAUUCGAUCGUUAGGUGUGCAUUAAGGUGCUCGAGCCGAGUCAACGCCGAGUCAAGUAACAACAUAUCGAAUCGGCCAGCCAAUACAACCGGAGUCAAGAAGAAAGCCCUUAAGAUGUUCCCUGUGGUUACUUACUCUACUGGGCUAAACCUACCUGGAUUGGACACUGAGUGUGUCAUAUGCCUCUCGGAGUUUUUGCCGGGGGAGCGUGUCAGGGUCUUGCCUAACUGUAAUCAUGGAUUCCAUAUUCGGUGUAUCGACAAAUGGCUCUCGGCACACUCGUCUUGUCCAACUUGUAGGCACUGCCUAAUUGACACUUGUCAGAAGAUCGUUGGUCAGACUAGCUCCUUGGCACCACCACCACCGCCGCCACCCCCACCUCCACCACCACCAACGUUGCAAGUGGCCAUUGUAGCUUUAGAACCAGAAGGUAUGAUACGCAACGACCAGAGUAUUAGCUAAUAGGUUACUUUUCAAUUGUAAUGAAGGGGUUGGACCCCCAGCUUCCCCACAAGGGGAAAAAAGUGUUCCAGUAAACUGUACAAAUUUCAAAUGUGGGACUUCCUUGAAUUUAUUUUUCUU
Macadamia integrifolia is the source of this 828-nucleotide messenger RNA. RefSeq names its product RING-H2 finger protein ATL78-like. The transcript has a single exon. Gene Ontology annotation, molecular function: transferase activity. The coding region runs from base 1 to 708 and encodes 235 amino acids. Gene Ontology annotation, biological process: protein ubiquitination. The record is from RefSeq and is a predicted model, not a curated record. NCBI's taxonomy places the organism in Eukaryota, Viridiplantae, Streptophyta, Magnoliopsida, Proteales, Proteaceae.